Messenger RNA from Leptonychotes weddellii (Weddell seal), 795 nucleotides. The record is from RefSeq and is a predicted model, not a curated record. NCBI's taxonomy places the organism in Eukaryota, Metazoa, Chordata, Mammalia, Carnivora, Phocidae.
GGCUGGGCUGGCCGGCUGUGGGGGCGGGCCCAGCCUUCUCCAGCUGACAGCAUCGGCCUGUCCUUUCGUCCCCGACCAGUCUGAGGACUGGCCAGAGAGUGGGCUGCUGGGUGGGAGCUGUGUCGGUCCUGGGCCCGUGGCGGGAGGUGAGACCCAGCAGCCCCUGCUCCAUCUUCUGCGCCCCACGCCUGGGUGCUGCUCCCAGCCUCCCUUAAAGACAGGUCCCUCCCGCCGCCCCCACCCCCCACCAUGGAUCACUCAUUCAGCGGGGCACCCCGAUUUCUGACCCGGCCCAAGGCUUUCGUGGUGUCGGUGGGCAAGGACGCCACGCUGAGCUGCCAGAUCGUGGGCAACCCUACGCCGCAGGUGACCUGGGAGAAGGACCGGCAGCCCGUGGAGGCGGGCGCUCGCUUCCGCCUGGCCCAGGACGGCGACCUGUACCGUCUCGCCAUCCUGGACCUGGCACUGGGCGACAGUGGGCAGUAUGUGUGCCGCGCGCGCAAUGCCAUCGGUGAGGCCUUCGCGGCUGUCGGCCUGCAGGUGGACGCUGAGGCCGCUUGUGCCGAGCAGGCGCCACAUUUCCUUCUGCGGCCCACGUCCAUCCGCGUGCGGGAGGGCGCGGAGGCCACCUUCCGCUGCCGCGUGCGCGGCUCGCCGCCCCUGGCCGUGAGCUGGGCCAAGGACGGGCGAACCCGCUGGGCGCCGCCAGCGCCGACGCCGCGCUCACCGUGGACGCGGAUGCAGACGUUGCCGGCGCUCCCGGGGCCUCCACAGCCGCGCUCCUGGAGCACCUAA